AGCAGAGAACAAGAAGAAAAGACAUUCGACUAAACUGUCGCCUAGAGAGAGAGAGAGUCGGAGAGGCAUCAUCAUGUCAUCGUUCACCGGCUCUUCCGCCGCCGUUCCUCCACCGUUCGACGACGGCGACGACGAGAGUCGAUUGUCUUCGCGGCGAGUUGACUCGUUCUUUGCUGACGGCGAGUCGGUGAUGGAACCGGCCGAAGAAGAUGACGUGUUCUCGCCGGAACGGAAUGGAAACGGUGGUUUCGUGGCCUCGGACGGACCAAUUCUUCCCCCUCCAGCGGAGAUGGAGCCGGAAGAGGGCUUCGCCCUCAGGGAGUGGCGCAGGCAAAACGCGAUUAAAUUAGAGGAGAAAGAGAAGAGGGAGAAAGAAAUGUUGAGAGAAAUAAUCGAGGAAGCUGAUGAAUACAAAGUUGAGUUCUACAGGAGGCAGAAGCUUGCAAGUGAGAACAACAAAGCUGCGAACCGGGAAAAGGAGAAGCUAUUCUUGGAAAGACAAGAGAAGUUCCACACAGAAGCCAACAAGACUUACUGGAAAGCAAUUGCAGAGCUCAUCCCCAACGAAGUCCCGACUAUAGAGAAGAGGGGGAAGAAGGAGAAAGAAAAGCAGCCUUCCAUUGUCGUGAUCCAAGGCCCCAAGCCGGGAAAGCCAACUGAUCUUUCAAGGAUGCGUCAUAUACUUGUGAAACUCAAGCACAACCCACCUCCCCACAUGAACCCUAAACCAUCACCGUCCUCGGAAACCAAGAAAGAUGCCAAAACCGGCCCAUCAUCUCCCGUUGCCGCCUCUCCCAAGCUUGCAGCUCCUGAGGCUGUAGCUGCUGCUUGAGAGUGAAGCAGCCAUGUGAUAUAUAUCUGAUUCUGUUUGUAGAAAACUGUUUGCAGCCUUAAGCAGAGAGGUUGAGUUUGUGUUAUAUUGGACGUUGAAAUGUGUGAAAGUCUGUAUUAAGUAGUUUUAGAGCUGCAACUGUGUUUGGUUUUGUUUUUAGGAUCUGUUUUUCCUUUAAAAACACUAAAAAACUUAUUUGGUGUAAAAAUAUCUGUAUAUUCUCGCAUCUUUUAUGCUAUGAUUGUAUGUACAUUCUCAUAUCUUCACGCAA
Camellia sinensis is the source of this 1103-nucleotide messenger RNA. Its product is annotated as clathrin light chain 2. Gene Ontology annotation, biological process: clathrin-dependent endocytosis; intracellular protein transport. Gene Ontology annotation, cellular component: plasma membrane; clathrin coat of trans-Golgi network vesicle; clathrin coat of coated pit. The record is from RefSeq and is a predicted model, not a curated record. Lineage: Eukaryota; Viridiplantae; Streptophyta; Magnoliopsida; Ericales; Theaceae. Gene Ontology annotation, molecular function: structural molecule activity; clathrin heavy chain binding.